This is a messenger RNA of Portunus trituberculatus (swimming crab), 4652 nucleotides long. RefSeq lists its product as uncharacterized. NCBI's taxonomy places the organism in Eukaryota, Metazoa, Arthropoda, Malacostraca, Decapoda, Portunidae. Bases 1075 to 1977 code for a protein of 300 amino acids. The record is from RefSeq and is a predicted model, not a curated record. The transcript is spliced from 6 exons.
CAGUGCCUCUGAAGCCGUGGGAGGGGAUAGACGUCGGCCGCUCCUGCUCCCUGCUCCAUGUGGCGGGCGAAACCACACACCACCUUGAGAAUCGAAGCCCGCCACGUAAGCCUCCACCCUCGAGUGCCAGCCAGUCGAGGAGCAGCACACGAGGAGGACGUUACGAGUAUUAGAAAGUGAAGAUUAUAAUGAAAAUAUUUACCCACAACGUUAUCGAGGAAAGAAGAAUUGUGGCCGAGAAAAUGCUAUAAAGAAGUGGAGGAGGAGGAGGAGGAGGAGGAGAAGGAGGAGGUGCAGGAGAAGGAGCAAGAGAUAAGACUCAACAGGGCAUAAAAGGAUAGAUAGAUGAGAGGAAAGAGACUAAGACUAAGAGAGAGAUAAGAAGUUUGCCUGCCUGCUAAUCUGUCUAUCUCCGCCGCCUGUCUGUCAUCGCCUCACACACACACACACACACUAUUUGAAUGUGACAGAAAGAAAAUGAAAUAAGCCAACAACGGAGCUUCACAUUAACCCCCAAAACACAAACAACUCACGUAUAUUAUGACGUGACAAGGAAAGAAACAACCCACAUUAAUAUAGUUCCUCUCUUUCUCUCUCUCUCUUUUUCCUCUUUCUGUCUUUCUCUCUCUCACUUCAGCGAUCUUCAAUUUCCCUCCACAACAAGGCCAGUACGUAACCUGGAUUUAUCUCCUCUCCGUAGCCGAUAAAUCCCCCGGCGAACCAACAAAAGCCGCAACACGAGGAAGAGAAGCAAGGAACUGAACUCCACCGCGAAUUGAGAAGAUAGGGGAAGGACACAGAGAGACACACACAGACACAGACUUCUUAAUAGCUUCCAGUGAGUAAAGAGAAGAGAGACACUGGCGCCGCUGCAAGGGGGUCAUAAAGCGCCAUCAGGAGGAGUAAACACGAUAUAGUAAUGUAAUAUAGAAAGACUGAAGCCAUUUUUUUCACUUAUUACCGACGGAACGUUAACAAGUGGAGGACUAAAUUAACCUAACCUAUCCUAACCUAAUCCUUCACCACGUCACCACAAGAAAAAAAAUAAGAAGAAUCUGAAACUGCAAAUUCAUAAUGGGUUCAAAAGCUACUACUUCUGCUACUGCUGCUGCUACUUCUGCUGCCACGAGGACGCCGCCGCUGCUUCGCCCUUCCCUGCACCGCCACCUGCUCCUCCUGCUUCUCUCCUCGCUCCUCGCCAGGCCAGGAUCAGCGCUUAAGUGGAUCCGAUUUCACGUGCCGGAGUGGGCGGUGCGAGGCGGGGAGGUGAUGCUAACGUGCCAGUUCGACCUUGCACAGGACCGCCUCUACUCCGUCAAGUGGUACAAGGCAGGGCGUGAGUUCUAUCGCUACGUGCCCGCCGAGAAGCCGCCCAAGCAAGCCUUCCCCUUCAAAGGAGUGACGGUGGAUACGGAGAAGAGCAACGCGCAGCACGUGGCUCUGAGCGGCGUCACUCUGGACACUGCGGGCCGCUACAAGUGUGAAGUGCUGACGGAGGCGCCGCUCUUCAAAACACUCGUCAAGUCCUCAACUCUCAUGGUGUACGAGCUUCCAGACGGGGGCCCCAAGGUGCAGGGGGGCCAGGAGCAGUACAGGACAGGUGAGGUGGUAAAUCUCACGUGCGAGGCUCCUAAAUCCAUCCCAGCCACCACCCUCACCUGGUACAUCAAUGACCAGCAGGCGCCGCAGGACUACCUAGUGGAGUAUCACCCUCACCCAGAUGCCGAGGGUCGCGUUGCCUCCCGCCUGGGCCUUCGCUUCAACGCCCAGGAGUGGCAUUUUCCUGACGGUCGGCUGGCCCUUCGCUGCUCCGCCUCCCUUCACCCACUCUACCGCGAGGAGGCGCACCACGAGGGUAUUGUGGCGCCUCGGAGCCCUCUCAGCUUGGGCCAUGAUGCUAGUGGUUGUGCACUCGGUAUGGUGAAUGUGGUGAUGAUGGUGGUGAGUCUCCUCCUGACCCUCACCACUCACCACUAACACCAAUGACACACUAGUCACCACUUCCAAGUCCUAUGGUGAUGAUGGUGCUUACAUGGUGCAUCUCCCUCUCUCUCUCCCUCCCCUCUCACCAUCCCUCAUCAUCACCACUCUUCUGUUUCUCGUGGUGGUGAUGAGUGACAUGGUGAAGGUUUGUCAAUGGUGCCAUAAAUCUUUGCACUGUCAUCCCUUUACUUGUCAUCACCAUUAUGUCCUGUGGUGGUGAUAAUGGUGAUAGUAGUGAUGGUGAUGAGAUCUCAGUCAUCACCUGUCACUGUUGUCUUAGAUGUGGUGAUAUGAUGGUGAUAAGAGUUAAGAUCUGUCACCACUAUCACUUCAGUUAUGGUGAUGAUAUGGUGUUGCGAAAUAUUACGAAUCACUAUAAUUGAAAAGAUGGUGAUGACAUUUGAUUCUUACUUUUUGUCAUUACUGUUGCCCUGAAUUAUGGUGAAAUGAUGGUGACAGGCGCUAAGACUCAUCUGUCAUCACCAUCGGUUCAGUUAUGGUGAUGAUAUGGUGUAAAACCUUAAGCAUCACCACUACCACUACUACUAUAAUGGUGCGUGAUGGGGAUGGUGAAAAUGGUGACAGAUCACUAUCACCACCACACUAAAGGCAACGGUGACGGUGAUGGAUAUGAUAUUACUCUAACGUCACUCUCACCACACCCUCACUAUCACUAUCAGCGGGUGGUGACGAAGAGGGGAGUGAUGGUGACAGCCUGGUGCACUCCCCCUUGGUGCGAUGCUACUGCUUCAAGUGUGAUAAAGAAUGACCUCCUGGUGAUCUUAUUGGUGACUUCGCUGCCCUAGACUGAAUGAGUGACCUGGUGAACUGAGGAACUGGAGAAAUAUGGUAAAAAAGAAAAAAACAUACUAUACGUUCUUCAUAGGCUGGAAUUUUUGUCUAUUUAUUAUUUUUUCAGCUUUUUUUUCAUAUAUAUUCCUGAAAUCAGUGAACUGCGAUAGUAUAUAUAUGAAACAAUCUGCAUACGAAACAAACACAUACACGCACGCACAUACACGAUAGUGAUGGAAAAUACAAAGUUAUCGCUGGGAAGUUAAUAGUUUAAAAAGUGGUGGAAUUGUGAAGUAUUUUAAAAAAGGUGAUAGAAAAAAAAAUGGAGAAAAGAAGCUUUAGUGUGACGCUUUAAAAAUACUAGAGAGAGAGAAAGAGAGAAAGAGAGAGUGAGAGAUGAACGUGUCGAGAAAAUGGAGAAAGUGAAGCUUCGUUUGUUAGUUCGAACCGCUACCAACGUAUUCCAAAAAUGAUGUUGUGAUGUUAAAAGUAAAUUCUGUAAUCCGUAAAAUGAAUAAACUUCCACAAACAAUGAAAAAGGAAAUAAGCACACCCAUGAUGCACAAAAAACGUCACCAAAUGGACAAGAGAAAAUGGUUCAGUGUGGACGAUUCGAACAAGGAUAUGAAGCCAAGAAUCAUCAUUUUUCGACCACGUGAAGCUUCGGAGCAAACGAGACACUUAACCACUAACAAGAAGCAGACGGGAAAAAACACACACACACACACACACACACACACACAGGAGAAGAGAUACAUCAAUAAACUACAAAUAAAAGAACGAAUAUGUAAUCAAAUAAGAGGAAAGUAAAACAGUGACAGAUGAAGGAACUAAAAUGAUGAUAGAAAACGAAUACCAGAAAAAAUAGUGAUCACGGAAAGUACUUGAAGGAAAAAAAGGAAAAUAAUUACACCAGAAGUUUAACAAUAAGUAUUCCUCACUCCCUCUCUUCGUAAAAUGAAAAUAAAGAAAGAAAAGAAGAAGUGCUGCUGUAGAAAAGAGUACAAGAAAACUAUAAAAUGUGAGGAAAAUAAAGAAGAAAACAGUGACAAGUUAGAGGAACAAUGAAAAAUAAAAAGGGUAGAAAAAAAAGCUAGAAAAAUAAGACGGCAGUGCUAAAGUAAAAUGACGAAUAAAGAAAUAGAAAAAAUGAACGACUGAAGGAAGAAGAAAUAAAGAAAAAAUAACAAAACGAUAACGGAUUAGAGAAACAACGUAUGAAAAUAAAACAAGAAUAAAAUAUAAAAGGAAAAGAAAAAAAUAGACUAUACUGCAGUGAAAUGACGAAUAAGAAAAUAGAAUAAAGAAUAAAAACUACUAAAGAAGCGGAAAAAAAGGAAAUAUUAAAGAAAACAAACACACAAGCACGGCAUAAGGUGAAGUGGUGAAGUAGGACCGUGGGAAAGUACUCCAUAACAUUAGGACAAACACUGUAGUGGUGAACGUUUUGUGUUUCUGGUGAGCGAUCGCAAACGUGGAUAAGCUGAACUGAACGAUAUGGAGUGGCGAGCGCCCGAAGUACUCUGGCACACUGAACGAACAUUUAUGGAACGCUCUUACGUAGACGAGGGGGAAAAAAAACAGCGAGAUGUAUUAUGAAUAGAUAAUACUCAACGUUUUCCAAAGGAUGACGAAUUAGCAUAUUAGUUACGGAAGGGGGAAAAAAUGUAUACAUAUAAAUACGUAUAUAUAUAAAUGAGUAUAUAUAUAAUAAGUUUAGUGGAAUACUUAGUGCUAAUUGAUAAGCUUUCAAUUAUGGGAAGCUGCUUUUGUCGUGAUGAUGGUGAUGAUAAUGGUGAUGAUAAUGGUGAUGAAGUACGCUGACAUUAUUAAUAGCUGUGGUGGUUAUGGUGAGAGGGAUUGUAUUAGCAGUGGUG